AUGCUCUAUGUCGAAGACGACAAGCUCAUCUUUCGCUUCGAUGACCAUCUUCUUUGGAUUCAGUCAUGGGGUGAGAACGCAUUCAGAGUGAGGGCGACGAAGCUCUCAUCGAUGCCCACCGAAGACUGGGCGCUGUCCACAAAACCCAGCGCAAGUAAGCCCGUCAUCGAGACCCCGGAAGGCAAGGAGGCGAGCAUCUCCAACGGCAAAAUCAGAGCGGUUGUGUCCCAGCGCGGCAAGGUCAUCAUUUACGACUCCAAGGGAAACAAGCUCCUGGAGGAAUACGCUCGUAAUCGUCGUGACCCCAAGGAUCCGAAAUGCAGUGCCUUGGAUGUCGAAGCUCGCGAGCUGCGAGGAAUCCUAGGGGGCGAUUUCCACCUCACCAUGCGCUUCGAGUCCCUCGAUCCCAAGGAAAAGAUCUUCGGGAUGGGUCAAUACCAACAGCCAUCCUUGAACCUCAAGGGUGCUGAUGUUGAAUUGGCUCAUCGCAACUCCCAGGCCAGUGUCCCCUUUGCCAUCUCCUCCCUCGGAUACGGCUUCUUGUGGAAUAACCCGGGGAUUGGACGCGCUGUUUUUGGAACAAAUACUAUGAGCUUCGAGGCAUACUCUACCAAGGCGCUGGACUACUGGGUCGUCGCAGGUGACACGCCAGCAGAGAUUGAGGAGGCGUAUGCUAAGGUGACUGGCUAUGUCCCGAUGAUGCCUGAGUACGGCUUAGGGUUCUGGCAAUGCAAGCUCCGGUACUGGAACCAGGAACAGCUGCUUAACGUGGCGAGGGAAUACAAACGACGACAGAUCCCACUAGACCUGAUUGUCAUUGACUUCUUCCACUGGAAACAUCAAGGCGACUGGAGCUUUGAUCCUGAAUUCUGGCCCGAUCCUGAUGCUAUGAUCAAAGAACUCAAGGAGCUGAGCGUGGAGCUAAUGGUAUCCAUCUGGCCUACCGUGGAAACCACGUCCGUGAACUACAAGGAGAUGCUCGAGCGAGGCCUCCUAAUCCGCCACGAUCGCGGCUUGCGAAUCGCCAUGCAGUGUGAUGGCGACAUCACCCAUUUCGACGCCACCAAUCCCGAAGCCCAGAAGUUCAUCUGGCAAACUGCGAAGAAGAACUACUACGACAAGGGCAUCAAGGUCUUCUGGUUGGACGAGGCGGAGCCCGAAUACAGCAUCUACGAUUUCGAUAUAUAUCGCUACCAUGCCGGCCCCAACAUGCAGAUCGGAAACAUCUUCCCCAAAGAGUACGCACGGGCAUUCUACGAAGGCAUGGAGGCUGAAGGGCAACAGAACAUCGUGAACCUCCUCCGUUGUGCCUGGGCCGGCAGCCAGAAGUAUGGUGCCCUUGUCUGGAGCGGCGACAUUGCAUCGUCCUGGAGCUCCUUCCGCAAUCAACUGGCUGCCGGACUGAACAUGGGAUUAGCUGGGAUCCCUUGGUGGACUACGGAUAUCGGCGGCUUCCAUGGAGGUAACCCGGAUGAUCCCGCAUUCAGGGAGCUUUUUACUCGGUGGUUUCAAUGGGGGACGUUCUGUCCGGUGAUGCGUCUGCAUGGUGACCGCGAACCGAAGCCAGAGGGACAGCCAACUGCGUCGGGAUCAGACAAUGAGGUCUGGUCGUAUGGAGAGGAGAUCUACGAGAUCUGCAAGAAGUACAUUAGCAUCCGCGAACAGCUCCGAGACUAUACUAGGAGCUUGAUGAAAGAAGCCCAUGAGAGGGGUUCCCCGGUGAUCCGGACUUUGUUCUAUGAGUUCCCGGAGGACAAGAUCGCAUGGGAUAUCGAGACAGAGUACAUGUAUGGAUCUAAAUACCUUGUAGUGCCGGUCCUUGAAGCAGGGCAGCGAAAGAUAACUGCCUAUCUGCCAGCAGGGGCUUCAUGGACAUUGUGGGGUGAAGACAAGGUCUACGAGGGAGGCAAGACAGUCGAGGUUGCUUGUCCGAUUGAGACAAUGCCUGUUUUUGUCAGGGCAUAG
Molecule: messenger RNA, 1965 nt
Organism: Aspergillus pseudonomiae
Lineage: Eukaryota; Fungi; Ascomycota; Eurotiomycetes; Eurotiales; Aspergillaceae
Product: putative glycosyl hydrolase
Exons: 2
Coding region: 1-1965 (654 amino acids)
Biological process (GO): carbohydrate metabolic process
Molecular function (GO): hydrolase activity, hydrolyzing O-glycosyl compounds; carbohydrate binding
Source: RefSeq, a predicted model, not a curated record